AGAAAUUCAUGUUUUAAUUUUAAAAUUGUCUAAACACAAUUACGUUUUUUGUUCUAAAUUCAUUAAAUACUCUGACUUUCUGCUCAUAACCGAAUUGAAAUCAAAGAUGCCAUCGGCACCAAAGAAAAAGAAGCUGGCAUCAUCCACAACUGAAAAUAUAACUAAGGCAACCUUAUCAGACUUUAUUAUUGAAAUACAAAAGAAACGUGAAGAUACGGCUAAUUCUAUUUUAGAUUAUGAUUUUAACAAAAAACGAGUGCGUAUAAUAUCACAAGUACAGCUUGUACCGGAUUAUUGUGAGGGAGUUGUUUAUUGGAUGUCGAGAGACUGCAGAGUUCAGGACAAUUGGGCAUUUCUGUUCGCUCAGAAACUUGCUCUUAAAAACGAAGUUCCUCUACAUGUUUGCUUUUGUUUAAUUGAAAAAUGUUUAGACAUGUCUUUGAGACAGUUACAUUUUUUAAUAAAAGGUUUAGAAACAGUUGCAGAAGAAUGCAAGAGGUUAAAUAUAUCAUUUCAUCUAUUGAAAGGUAGUGAAUAUGAUGUACUAACACAGUGGAUAGUUGAUCAUAAGAUUGGUGCAGUAGUAUGUGAUUUCAGCCCUCUUAGAAUACCAAAGAAUGUUCUUGAACAGGUUAAAAAGAAAAUUAAAGAGGAUGUACCCCUAGUACAGGUGGAUGCACAUAACAUAAUCCCUUGUUGGAUAGCUUCAGAAAAACAGGAACUUACUGUUUGGGGAAUGAGAAAUAAAAUAAGCUCCAAGAUAGAUGAAUAUUUAACUGAGUUUCCUCCAGUAGUCAAACAUUGUUAUACAAGCAAAUUUGCUCCGAAGUCUAUAGAUUGGGACAACACAAUCAAGACAAUAGAAGUUGACAAAUCUGUUAAACCAAUAGAGUGGGCCAGUCCUGGUUAUGAUGAAGCCAUGAAGACUUUAAAGAAUUUUCUAGAAUCAAGACUUAAGAUUUUUGCCUCAAAACGAAAUGACCCAACACAAGAUGCUUUAAGCAAUUUAUCACCCUGGUUUCAUUUUGGUCAAAUUUCACACCAAAGAGUUGUGCUGUGUGUUCAAAAUUAUAAAUCAAAAUACUUGGAAAGUGUUGAUGCUUAUUUUGACGCAGCUGUUGUACGUCGAGAACUAGCGGAGAACUUCUGUUUUUAUAAUAACCAUUAUGAUAGCAUUAAAGGGGCUUAUAAUUGGGCUCAGAAGAGUUUAACUGAACAUUGGAAUGAUGAACGAACACACAAUUACACAUUAGAACAGUUGUCUGCAGCUGAAACACAUGAAGACCUGUGGAAUUCAGCUCAAAUGCAACUUGUGAAAGAGGGAAAAAUGCAUGGCUUUCUAAGACUAUACUGGGCAAAGAAGAUUCUGGAAUGGACGUCAAAUCCAGAGGAUGCGCUCAAAUUUGCAAUACACUUAAAUGAUCAUUACAGUAUAGAUGGCAGAGAUCCUAAUGGAUAUGCGGGUUGUAUGGUUGCAAUAUGUGGUCUUCUUGACAAAUGCUGCGUAGACCGGCCCGUGUUCGGUAGAGUUCGGUACAUGAACUGUAAUGGUUGUAGGCGGAAGUUUGAUGUUGAUGCCUUUGUAGAACGUUACAUAGAAAUAAAAUAACAGGUGUGGUU
Papilio polytes (common Mormon) is the source of this 1620-nucleotide messenger RNA. RefSeq names its product deoxyribodipyrimidine photo-lyase-like. The record is from RefSeq and is a predicted model, not a curated record. Gene Ontology annotation, biological process: photoreactive repair. NCBI's taxonomy places the organism in Eukaryota, Metazoa, Arthropoda, Insecta, Lepidoptera, Papilionidae. The coding region runs from base 107 to 1609 and encodes 500 amino acids. The transcript has 7 exons. Gene Ontology annotation, molecular function: deoxyribodipyrimidine photo-lyase activity.